CAAGUUUAUGUUUCCGCCAAAAUUACGCGCCAAGAGUGAUUGCACUUUUUUGUAGGGGUUUUCUAAUCUUUUUGCUGUUGUAAACACUAAUUCUAAGUACAAUCAUGAGUGGAAAUUAUAAUUUAACUGAAGGAGCUCUUCAGAACAUAAUGAGAGGAGGAGAUCCAACAGAUCCAAUUGUCCAAGUACUUGGAACCAAAAAAAUUCAAAACAGUUCUGAAAAGGAAAAGGAGCGUUACCGACUACUUUUGUCUGAUGGAAAAUUCACCAUUUCUUUUGCUAUGAUAUCUUUGCAACCUGGUGAAAGAUGCAUUCCUAAUUUUUCUGUUAUUGUUCUUAAACAAUAUAUUACAAGUGUUGUCAAUAAUGCAUCCAAAACUGAACAACGAAUUUUAUUGGUUUUGGAAUUUGAAAUUCUUCAUAGUGGCGAAACAGUUGGCAAAAAACUUGGCACUCCAACACAGUUAACUGAUGCAGACAGCAAACCAUCAUCAUCUUCAAAUGGAACAUUAACUGCUAAAACAAAUGGAAAUGCACCAUCAACUUAUAAGCCAAAUUCCUCUUCAAAUGUUUCUGUUUCUGAUGGUGUUAGCAUUGCUGGACAACUAGCACAUCCAAUCUCAAGCCUUAGCCCAUAUCAUAACAAGUGGGUUAUCAAAGUAAGAGUUGGAAACAAAUCAGCUAUUCGUACAUGGUCCAACUCAAAGGGAGAAGGCAAACUUUUCAGUUGCGAUUUUAUAGAUGAAAGUGGAGAAAUUCGUUGUACUGCCUUUCGAGAUUUGGUUGACAAGUUUUAUGAAAUGUUACAGAUUGAUAAAGUAUAUUAUGUAAGCAAAUGCCAGCUAAAACCUGCAAAUAAGCAAUUUAAUACAGUUAAAAAUGAGUAUGAAAUGACUAUGACAAAUGAAACAGUAAUCCAAGAGUGUUUGGAUGCAGAUCCAAAUAUUCCACAAACAAAAUAUGAUUUUACUCCAAUUGACAAACUUGCACAUAUUGAAGUUGGAACACUAAUUGAUGUCAUUGGGGUUUGUAAAAAUUCCUCAGAAUUGGUAACCUUUCAAGCCAAAACCACUGGAAGAGAAUUGAAGAAAAGAGAAGUCACUCUAAUUGAUCAAACCAGAUCUGCUAUUGCUUUAACCCUUUGGGGAAAUGACGCCGAGAGUUUUGAUGGCACCAACAAUCCAGUAGUUGUGAUAAAAUCUGCCAAACUCGGCGAAUUUGGUGGUGGAAAAAACCUUUCCACAAUCGCUUCAAGUCAAAUGAGGAUUAACCCUGAAUUGCAGGAAUGUUACAGAAUUAGAGGGUGGUAUGACUCUGAGGGAGUCAACAUUGAUGCCACCAAUAUUAGUGCCAGAUCAGAAAUGGGCAACUUCAACACACCAUGGAUGUGCUUCAAAGAUGUUCAGGACCAAAGUCUUGGUAAUGCUGAAAAGGGAGACUACUACCAAGUUAUGGGCACAAUAUUGUUAAUGCGUUCUGAAAAUUGCAUCUACAAAGCUUGUCCCUCUGAAAAAUGCAACAAAAAAAUUGUUGAUCUUGAAACUGGAAUGUAUAGGUGUGAAAAAUGUGGGACUGAAUAUCCAUCAUUCAAAUACCGAUUGCUGGCAAGUAUGAAUGUUGGAGAUUGGAGUGGCAAUCAGUGGGUCAGCAUGUUUAGUAAUGAAGCUGAAAAAGUGUUAGGCCUGACAGCACAGGAAGUUGGAGAACAAGUUGAUAACCAAUCCCAAACAAUGGCAAGUAUUGUGGAUAAAGCCAACUUUAAACAGUUUGUAUUGAAAUGCAGGGCAAAAAUGGAAACAUACAAUGAUGAAGCCCGCUUGAAAACAGUUGUUGUUAGGGUUGAUCCCAUUAACUAUGAGGAAUACAAUGCCCAUCUUAUUGAAAGGAUUCAGGCAUUGAUGUCAGCAUAAUAUUAAUACAAAAUAACUAUUAAGAAACAUGUUAAUUUUUUAUUUUAAUGUUUAGGUAGGAUUAAUACAUUUUGAGUUACUUAAUGUUGUUUUAUUUUUA
Brassicogethes aeneus is the source of this 2010-nucleotide messenger RNA. Lineage: Eukaryota; Metazoa; Arthropoda; Insecta; Coleoptera; Nitidulidae. The record is from the annotation of a GenBank genome assembly.